UUGCUCAGAACUCAAACUCUUGAGCGAGCUCUUAACCAACUGAGCCACUCAGCCGACCCUCAAAUGGGAAUUUUGGCAUCAUCCUAGGUAACCACCAUUCUGCAAAUAUCUUUGAGGCCUACCUAUUGUGGUUGCAGGGCUAAAGAAGACACGGUCCCCUCGGUCCCCUGUCGUAUUGCAGGCAAGUAACAGAUGAUUACAAAGCAGAUUUUUGCCUCUGGACCUUUGCUUAUGCAGUUUCCUCUGCUCCCCUAUUCACCUUCCAUUGUCACCUCUGUGAAGCUGACCCCAGACCCAACCGAAUGUGUCUUCUGCUCUCAGGGCGUUUUCUGUAUGUGACUUAACCACAUAGUAUCACACCAGGUUGAUUGGGUCUUUGUUUUCCUCCCCUACUAGACCGCUAGCUCUCAUUUGACCGCUAGCUCUCAUUUGUGGUACGUUUUUCUCAGCUCAUCUCCAAGCCUCAAAAGGAGCACAGCCGCGGAGCCCUUAGUAAAUCCGCAAUGAACCAAUCAAUGCAAGAAUGAACGUGCAACCCAGUCUUGCAGGCUUGCAAAGUGCUUCUCGAAGUUGAUCUUGCUUUCCGUGCCCAAGGCAGCUGAGGUGAACUGCAGGGUACAGGUCAGGAGUUGGGAGUGGGGGGGCGUCGGAGGUGAACAGAAGGAGAACGUGAGACAGAGCCCCACUGCUUUCCUACUGCCCACGUCCGGUGAGCUACAACGGACUGGACUGCGGGCAACUGCUUAACCUCCCGGAAGUGGCUCCUCUCCCCGCCUCUCCGGGGGUGGGCGUGGUCGCUCAUGAAUAAUGAAUCACCACGGGGGGGAGGGGCCGGGCCCGCCCCCUCGGGCGGGAAGGGGGAAGCGCUGAGGCUGCCUGACUGGAAUGAGGGUAGCUGCGGCGACUGCGGCGGCGGGAGCGGGGCCGGCCAUGGCGGUGUGGACGCGGGCCACCAAAGCGGGGCUGGUGGAGCUGCUUCUGAGGGAGCGCUGGGUCCGUGUGGUGGCCGAACUGAGCGGGGAGAGCCUGAGCCUGACGGGCGACGCUGCGGCGGCUGAGGCCGAGCCCACUCUCGGGCCGGCGGCGGCCGCCUUCAACGGCCUCCCGAACGGCGGCGGCGCCGGAGACUCGCUGCCCGGGAGCCCGAGCCGCGGCCUGGGUCCCCCAAGCCCGCCCGCGCCGCCGCGGGGCCCGGCAAGCGAGGCGGGAGCGUCGCCGCCCGUGCGCCGGGUGCGGGUGGUGAAGCAGGAGGAGCACCGUUUAGUGGUGGAAUGUCCUCUUCCUCCUCUAUACUCAAUGCCCUUGGUGAUGGUGCUGGAAGUCUUCUCUUUGGCCCUCGAGGUCCACUCCUUCUCCACCUGCUUCUGUCCCAGGAGGCUGACCUGCGUGGACUGCAUCACCAAGCUUACUCGCCCUUUGGCUUUUAUUGAGUUUGGCCCAUGUGGAGCUCCCAACAGGAUGCUGGAGGAAAAGAGGGAGGAGAUCAAGUUUAUCCGAGAAGUAACACCAUAUAUCAAGAAGCCAUCAUUAGUAUCAGAUCUGCCAUGGGAAGGUGCAGCUCCCCAGUCACCAAGCUUUAGUGGCAGCGAGGACUCUGGUUCUCCAAAACACCAAAACAGCACCAAGGACAGGAAGGUCAUCCCUCUCAAAAUGUGCUUUGCUGCUAGAAACCUAAGCAUGCCGGAUCUGGAGAACAGAUUGAUAGAGCUACAUUCUCCUGAUAGCAGGAACACAUUGAUCCUACGCUGCAAGGACACAGCCACAGCACACUCCUGGUUUGUAGCUAUCCACACCAACAUAAUGGCUCUCCUCCCACAGGUGUUGGCUGAACUCAAUGCCAUGCUUGGUGCAACUAGUACAGCAGGAGGCAGCAAGGAGGUCAAGCACAUUGCCUGGCUGGCAGAACAGGCAAAACUAGAUGGUGGAAGACAACAAUGGAGACCUGUUCUCAUGGCUGUGACUGAAAAGGAUUUGCUGCUUUAUGACUGUAUGCCAUGGACAAGGGAUGCCUGGGCAUCACCAUGUCACAGCUACCCUCUUGUUGCCACAAGGUUGGUUCAUUCUGGCUCUGGAUGUCGAUCACCCUCACUUGGAUCUGACCUUACAUUUGCUACCAGGACAGGGUCUCGGCAAGGCAUCGAGAUGCAUCUCUUCAGGGUGGAAACACAUCGGGAUCUGUCCACCUGGACCAGGGUACUUGUUCAGGGCUGCCAUGCUGCUGCUGAGCUGAUCAAGGAAGUGUCUCUAGGCUGCACUUUAAAUGGCCAAGAGAUAAGACUCACUAUCCACUAUGAAAAUGGGUUCACUCUCUCCAGGGAAAAUGGAAGUUCUAGCAGCAUCUUGUACCGCUACCCCUUUGAAAGGCUGAAAAUGUCUGCUGAUGAUGGCAUCAGAAAUCUGUAUCUGGAUUUUGGUGGUCCUGAGGGAGAACUGACCAUGGACCUGCACUCUUGUCCGAAGCCAAUUGUAUUCGUGUUACACACUUUCUUGUCGGCCAAAGUCACUCGCAUGGGACUGCUUGUAUAAGCAGCAGAAAAAUCAGAAAAGAGCCUUGAAUGUCACAUGAAGUAUUUCCACCUCAAAAAAAAAAAAAGAAGCACAAAAAGAAAGCUCUUUGCUCUCUCCUCCAGCACAGUGCCUUGACAAGGACCUGCAAAUCACUGCUGCCCCGUAACCAUGUUUAAAGAAGAGCCUGCCUUUCACAAGCUAUCUUGGCCAGAAGUUCUAGGACUCUAAUAAGCUCCAAAAUGAAGCUGUCGAUGUAUUGUCUAGUUUCCUAAUGUGGUUUCUAUGUAAUUCGGUUUAUUCCUCUUGUUAAGAAGGGUGGCUCGUUGCUUUUCUUUUUGGACAUAGUCAAAUGUCCAAGAGUUGUUUUCUUUGUCUUCUUCCUAUAGGGUUUAUUUCAGACUUAGCCUUGAUCUCUUGCGUAGGACGACUAUCUCUUCCCAGGUGCUACUUUACAGCAGCCUGUGCUUCUUGGUCAUUCCAAAUAGGUUGUACAUUUUGUUGCAUUUACUGUGCUCACUUGCUCCUUCUACCCUAGGAAGCACCACCAAAGCGUUCUUCCAUCUGUCCUGGCUCUCGCUGCAUUCCCACCCACCCCCAACCCCCCACCAUCACAAGUGCUACCUUUAGGACGUAGAACUUGCAAAAUUUGAUUUGCCUUGCCUUCCACUCCCUUUCUAGUGGUGACCAAGUUGAAAAGCAAGUUGGAAACCACCGCUUUGAAAGAAAAGUUGUGCUGGUUUUAGGGUUUUCUGAUUUUAUCUUUGGUCGGAGCCAGGGGAUGUUGUAAGAUUUAUUUUAAGAGAAAAUCCUCAUUUUAGCCUAAGCCAUUUUUUACUGCUUACCAAAUGUGCCUUUGGUUAGGGUUAGUGGAGCUUUACUGGUCACUCUUCGAAUAACUGGACAUCACUGCCAUUCCAGGAAGAUCAUCUAUCCUAGUUUGGAAGAAUAGUCUUUGAGGUGGAGUCCCUUAGUGGUAUCUUUUCUAGUGGGCAGAUACCCUUGAGGAAGAUAAAUCCUGGACAGCAAGCUUGUCUAGAGUAGAAUUUGUGGGUGAAGCUAGCUUUGCAGCACCAACAACACGUCGAGUUGCUUUUGGCUCUGUACCCACGUAGGAUCCUGGGCCUGGCCCUCUCCCUCUGUGGCAUCAGAGUGGCAUGGACAAGCAGCUGCUAAUUCAAGACUCAGUAUUGGCUUAGAGUUGCAUCCUACAGUGCGAAGGGUGAUGAGACCAUGAGACAGCUUACUUGGGUUUUGCUAAGCAUUGCCAGAUGUCAUCAUUAGGUCAUAGUAGCAGUAAGUUUGCUGAUUUUGUGGUGCCAGAGGACACAUUCAGCUUGUUAUUUCUAAUUAUGAAGGAGGUAUAUAUCUGAAACCAUUUAAAAUAGCAUAAUAGCUAUAUAAAAUGUCAAGAGUAGCACAGUCCCUGGAACUGAAAGGAAAGGUACUAUUGACUUGUAUGUUCUCUGCGCUCUCUGAAGAAAGGUCUAGGAAUAGGUCUCAUUUACUAGAUUCAUCAGGAGGGCCAUAAGAGGAUGUGAACACUACAGAGGGUGGAAGAGGGUAGCACUCCAAAUAGGAAAAGAAAACACAACAAUACAUGCAAAACUUGAGCUAUUUGGUUUGAACGCAGACUGACAUGGUAUAUGUGGGACCUGUGACAGAGCAGACCCAUGAGCAGAGAGUUCAAGUUAGACAUUGUAACCCCAUUGUCUUCCCUCUGGCCAUCAGUCAGUCCUUGGCCGUGUACAGUGAGGUUAACCAUAUGCAGAGGCUAGCGAGAGGUGUCUCUGUUCACCCUAGCUCCAGCCCCCAAAAAUGAGUUGUCGAUCUGCUUAAAACUGGAUAUUGAAGUCUAGACUAGAAUAUGCCUUUCAAGAGCUUUUAUGAUUUGAAAAUUCAUAUACCUAAAUUUGGUUCUGUCUAGAAAAGGUUGCAAGUCACGGAAGAAAAAAAAACAUCUUGAAGGUUCAGCUCUGAUUUCUGGAAGAAGAAUCUCAACACAUAACACCCUCAGAUAAGGGACUUCGACACUCUGCAGUGAGAGUAUUAUUAAUCUGAGAAGUUGAAUGAUGCAGACACAGACGUUUGCAGCAAAGCCAUCUGGUUGAGGUUGUCUGUGUUAGUGUGAAAGGCUACGCCACUGAAAAGAUUUUCAGGGGGAACUCUGAACCCCCUCAUUUGUUAUAUGAAAAAGAUCUGUAAACAAGGUGUGAUUAAAAUGUGGGCGGGAGAGAUAAGGCAUGUGUGCAUUUCAGCUCACUUUGCUCAAGCUUAAACUGUCAUGUAUAGCACCAAGGUCAUAGGGUUUUUAAUAUCUUCUGAGCUUUGAUGUGAAAUGAAAUUGUAUGAGAGGUUUCCUUUGACCACUGACACCCCCAAGAACAAGAGCCCUUAAGCUGCUCGUUUAACAUGCUUCAAGAGCUUUCCAAUCAUGGGUGACCAGGUUGUUCUUCAGUUAAUGUGUUUGUGGGAUUUUCAAACCACAAAUGAAGUACUUUUUAUAAAUGAGACAGCCUUGAUAAAUACGUACAUAUUUUCAGUCCAUGGUUGGGAAUCUGCGUUUGAUGAGGGCUGACUGUAUGCAUUGCUCUGCACCGUUUUGCAUAAGGGACUUGAGCAUCCGUGGAUUUUGGUAUCUCGGGGGAUUCCUGGAGCCAAUCUCCCAUGGACACCAAGGGAUGACUGUAGUUAAGUUUUGGGGGAGUCAGAAGUUAAACAGAUUUUCAACUGUGCAGGGAGUCGACAGCCUUUGUCCCCACGUUGUUCAAGGGUCAACUUGUAUUUUGUAUUUAGAUGCCAAAAUGUGGCAAAUUAUUUUCAAGUGACAACUAAAAAUAGGCAUUUUUGAUAUUUUACAUCUUUUAUAGAACAGUUAACUUUUCAUUUCUUUUUCAUUUUGAAUUAGGAAAAUGGUUGAGAGUGUUGUGGGCUUCCAUGUGUAGAAUGUAAAGGAAUUGCAGAGUAGUGUCCCCCUCAUUUCGUGGACCACUUCCUGUGCCCCGAGACCUGGGGCUCAGACAUCUUCUCCAUAUUCCACACAGAUGCCUCUAAAAGAAAAGGCUCAGUUAUUAUUUUCUGAAAAAGGUAAGUCCUUUCCUGAAGUCAUCAAAUGAACCUUACCUAGAAAUUAGUAUCUAAUAUUUUAUAUGAAGAAAUACUUUAAUGUAUGUUUAUACAGUAUUUAUUAGAUAGUUGUAACUGUAAACUCACCUACCUAGUAGACAGAGUUUCAGGUUAAAUAUUGGGACAUGUACAGGCAAUCAAAAAUAUUACUUUAAAUGUCAUUCACCUAUUUUAAAGCCAUGUAUUAGCACUUUCUAGGCUAGGUAAACCCUGAUAGUGCCUGUUUUUAUCAUCGGUAGUCUCACAGACGUUAUUGAGAAUUAUUGCAUGGAGGAGAGAUUGAAUUAUUUAUUUCUUAUAUUUUUAUAAGUGGAAAAAUCUCUCUAACCAACAAAUGAUUAAAGUUGUUACUGAUUAUUUGUUUUCUUAACUUGUCCUCCUAAGCAGAAUGGUAACAAAGCUUUCUUUUAAAAGCUGAUUAAAUGCACUUAGCUAAUAAACCAAAAUUUAUUCUUUCAAAAAAAAAUUAAGCUGUGUGGAAUCUGGACAAGAUUAUGUUUCACCCCACAAAAAAACAAGUUUCACUGUAAAUGGUUUUGAUGGACAAAAGUGUGACCACUUUUGAGAAAAGGUUAUGAUUGAAUUUUUUUUUUAAUUUUGUGAGAAUCUCCAGGUCUUCUUAUUUAAUUUAUAUGCAUGUGGAUAUAUUUGUAUGUUUUCAGAAACAUGGAAGAAUCUCCAUAUUUUUUAAAGCAAAUUAUCUUGUAAGCUGCUAUGCAAAUUCUAUUAAAAGCCCUCCCUACCUAAAGAGUUAAACCUUUUUGAAGCUUUCAGGGAAGACCUGUAGACUUAAGCACUUUCUCUGCUUUUUUGUAUCUUAUCUUGGACACUUAGGCUGAAUUAUGUUAUUUUCACUGGUUAUAAGCUAUUGAUUGUACAUAAUAUUUAAACCAUCCAAAUAUCCAGCAUACAUUUCCAUGUCACUGCCAUCCACUGUUGAUACCAUAAAUGAAAUGGCUGGUUAGAAAGCCAAAGGUUGUAUUUUUUCAAUCCCUAAUGAAGAAGUAAAAUGCCAGAUUUCUUUGUUCUCAACAACAUAGUGUUCUGGUUUGAUUUGAAUAUCUGUGUGAGAAAAGAGACUUAUUUAAAUUGGGGGUGCUGCUUAAACUUUAAACUUUAAGUUGAAUUUGACUAUAGUCAUAUUCAUUCUGUUUAUGUAUCUUUAUCAGGUAUAUUAUGUGUCAGGUGGUAUUAUAUUCUACCUUGAGUUUGGAAAUUUCUUUUAGUUAAAUUUGAGUUAUAGUGGCUUCUUGAAGAUGAAAGCAAAGGAAUUUGCCAUCUGCUACCAUUCUCUCUCUGCGUCUCUAUUUUAAUUGCUUGGAAAUCUAGAAUUAUUUUGACUUUCUACAUAUCAUCUUUAAAAAUUGACAGCAGCAGUCUUCCCCUCUCCCCUUUUUAUGCUAUAUCUUUCACUGUGGUGGUUAUAUAGACACUUGAGAAAUGUGUGAUGAUCUAAAAUAAUUAUGCUUUAUAUCAGGAUUAUGUUUUCUUGAGCAAUAUAGCAAUUCCUAUGGUAUAAUGAUAUUAAAUGAAACUUAUUUUAUACUUGUAAUAGACUGCUUAAGUAGAUGAUAUGAAACCCUUUUUCUAAAAAAAAAAAACCCAUCUGGCAGUUAAAUGAUACAAGUUCAUCCUAUUAAAGGACUGAAUUUCAAGUUAAGGUAAGGUACAAUAAAUAGGCACAUAGAGCACAUCUAUUUCCUUGUCUCUUUGACACUAGCUAAACUGCCAACUGGAAGAAUGAUUGUUAUAUAUUAACUUGAAAAAAUAUUUUAACAAGAUUUCUUCUCUUGUUUCAAAACUGAUAAACUUGAACUUAAUUUCUUGCCAUUUCUUAUUCUUCCUUUCCACUUCAGGUGACUGACCCAAAACAUAUUCUGGUUUUUAAAAUGAAUCUACAUUUGGGGUAAAUAUGCCAUUUGCAAUUGAUUGCUUGCUCUCCAAUGAACAUUUGGUUAUAUUCCACAAAAAUCUACCAUAUGAACUGUAACCCUUGAAUUGCCCCAAAAUAGUUUGAAACUAAAAAGCUGUAACAGAGAAACGAUACUUCAUUAUAUUGCAAGAUUAGGUAUCCUGAUAGAUUCUAACUGCUGAGUCCUCGACCUACCUUACUCAGUUUUGUAGUAAUCUUAACCUCCAUCCCAUUGACACAAAUGCUUUUUAGUUUUUGAGUCCCUCUUUAUCCCAGUCACAUAUACACCCUUGGAACCUGAUCCUUCUAUCACCUCUUCCAAAGUGAUGGAAACCUAUUAUGAAUAGACAAAGGGUUCUUUGGAGGCUUGGAGAAAUUUUGAAAUUGCAGGACUAAUUAAUGAUAAAUUAAUUCUUACAGUCUUUCAUCAAAUAAGCAUUUAUUCAUGUACAGUUCUUCACAGGCACUCUGAAGGGUCCAAAAGAAAGUUCCUGCCCUCAAGUAGCACAUAAUCCAUUACUUCUCAGUCAUGCCAUGCCAUCUAUCAAUCAGAGGUUAAGUAAGUAACCACUUCAUAUUUUUACCAAAGAACAUCUGAAGCUCUGCUCAUCUGGUGAACUGGAAAAUGUUUCAAAGCAUGCUCCGUCUUUGGUCCAUGCUAGCGUGAAAGAACUCCAAGCACACGUAAAAGUAGAUUGGUCUUUUCAUCAUGCAUAAUUUUUUAAAUGCAAAAUUAAGACUUUAGUUUAGGAAGGAGAACAGUGUAGAAUAUCCUUAGUUAAGAUAACAACAAUUAUGCUCUAUUGCCCAAAAUUGAUCAAUGGGAAAGUCUUUUUAAAGAAAUGCCACUUUUAACUAAACAGCAAAGCUAAAUGUGUACUUCAUCUACCCCCUCCCCCCCACCACCCCCAUUUCUAAAUUGUGCUGACCCAUUCAUUUCCACACUUAAACCCUUUAAACAUCUCAUUUGCUGGAAAUCCUUACACAUAAUAGAUGGAGUGUUUCUUCAUAAUGAGAGAUCAAAUGAAGAUAUUUAAAACUUAGCAAAAUUCCACUAUUCCAGAACACUGUGACAUUCAAACUCAGUAAAAAAGGCAUCUAAAGAAACUGAGAGGUUGAUUGAAUUUUUCCAUAAUUUUCAUACAGGAACAGUCCUUUUCUAUCCAGCUUGCCUUCCAUUUAUCACUAGGGUCAGCCUUUCAGGUAACAUCCUUCAUCAUGCCCAGAAAGUACCUGAGCUAUGUGAUUGGAAUGGCAGAGGGAACAUAGUCUCAUGGGCACCUUUCCCUUUGUUUUCAAGUGUCCUGGAGCUGUGCACCGAAGUUAGGUCAUGUCUCCAGUGUCUUGGUCUUCACUUUAGACCUACCCUUUGACAAUCAGGUGCUAAUGAUUACAUAUGGGAACCAGCACAUAAGGAUUGUCAUGUAAGUGUCUGUUCCUCUUAGGUUGGAAAAAGUGCUCUCCUUUUAUCUCAGUCCUGUUCAAGUGGGUGUCAGUUCAUUUUUUUUGCCUCUAUUUUGUAAAUUAAUAGAAUUUGGAGGAGAGGAGAGAAUUAAAACUAAGCUUUGGGUUUGACAUCAAUCUUGAUGAUGCUUUUCACAACUUACAGCAAAUCUGCCCUUAUCAUAAGACCAGUUUCAUUUUUUCCCCCUCCAUUAUAGGACGCCAGUGUUACGUUUACAAUCUGUUGAAUGGGUUCAGCAUGGUAAGACCUUGGUGCCCAAAGAAUUGUUUCCCUUUUGGUAUCAGACCCAAGGUCUUUUAGAAGACAACGUGGCAAACCACUACCUAUGAAGGCCUAUUCUGGCUAAUCUGUGCAAACUCUGAUUAUACCCACUUGUUUGUCUGUCCCAUGCAGUUUUCAUUUUUGUUAGGUUUUAAGACUUAGAAAGCUAGAAUAAUACUUCUACAAAGAAUUAAAAGUAUGUGACAUUCUGGUUUUUUCUUCGUUUUAGAACCUGGUAUUUAAACAAAAUUUUAAGUGUUGUUUAAAAUUUAAGUUUCAAAUCUUCUGGCAUCACCAGACUACCAAAUCAAAACCCAUGGCAUAAAACAGGGCAGUACUUGUGUUCUUAAAAAAAAAGCUUUAUGUAUGUGUACUCUAUAAAUACAAAUGCAUAGACAACACUUUCCCUUGAGUUGCAUGUCAACAUAUAGCAUUGUAUAUUACAAUGAAAAUUUGUAACUUAAGGGUAUUAUAUAUAAAUACAUAUAUACCUUUGUAACCUUUAUACUGUAAAUAAAAAAAUUGCUUUUAGACUUGCA
Messenger RNA from Hipposideros armiger (great roundleaf bat), 9808 nucleotides. It is a transcript of the gene SNTB2, whose product is annotated as syntrophin beta 2. Gene Ontology annotation, cellular component: dystrophin-associated glycoprotein complex; intracellular anatomical structure; synapse. Bases 886 to 2526 code for a protein of 546 amino acids. NCBI's taxonomy places the organism in Eukaryota, Metazoa, Chordata, Mammalia, Chiroptera, Hipposideridae. The record is from RefSeq and is a predicted model, not a curated record. Gene Ontology annotation, molecular function: structural molecule activity. The transcript is spliced from 9 exons.